Messenger RNA from Anneissia japonica, 5026 nucleotides. RefSeq names its product choline kinase alpha-like. The transcript is spliced from 9 exons. Gene Ontology annotation, biological process: phosphatidylethanolamine biosynthetic process; CDP-choline pathway. The coding region runs from base 55 to 1302 and encodes 415 amino acids. Gene Ontology annotation, cellular component: cytoplasm. NCBI's taxonomy places the organism in Eukaryota, Metazoa, Echinodermata, Crinoidea, Comatulida, Comatulidae. Gene Ontology annotation, molecular function: ethanolamine kinase activity; choline kinase activity. The record is from RefSeq and is a predicted model, not a curated record.
CCUUCUUCCAUUUUGCUGAUUUGGAUAAUUAUGGUGUUGUUUGUUUGGAACUGAAUGUUUUUAUCAAGUAUAUGUAGGAACUGCAUACUACUACGCUCAUUUCGUCUUUCAACCAACGGAGUAAAGCAUUCAUUUCUCAAUACAGAGCGUUUCUGUAACAUGGAGGAUGUGGAACCAGAGUUUAGAAUAAAAGCGUUUAACUUAUGCCGUGAAUAUAUUGGCGGUACAUGGGCUAAGCACAGUGUUAAGGAUUUCCAGAUUAUUCCCUUACGUGGUGGCGUUACCAACGAAAUUUAUCUUUGUUACCUUCCACUUGAACAGACAUCCGGCAACUACCUAACUUCAAGUGUGAACCAAAAUUGUGACAUCAUCAAAACUAAGAAACUGCUAAAGGAAGAACCUCGACAGGUGUUAUUGCGCAUAUUUGGUACCAUAAUUCGAGAGGAUGGUGAUGCUGCCUUGAGUGAUAGCAUCAUCUUUUCUUUGUUGUCUGAGAGGAAGCAAGCACCGAAGUUGUAUGGGGUCUUUCAAGAAGGAAGGCUUGAAGAAUACAUUCCUUCUAGAGCAUUACACACAGAUGAACUAAGUAAUUCUGAGAUAUCAAAGGAGAUUGCCAGAAAGUUAGCCAUAUUUCACCAACUUAGUCUUCCUCUGAAAAAAACGGCCACCAAACUCAAUGAGCAGAUCGAUAGAUGGGUGCAGCAAUUUACUGGAUUUAAUUCCGAGCCAUCAGCAAAGAAGCGAGAUGAUUAUGCAAGAUUUGCAUCAUAUAAUUUUGUAGAGGAAGCAGAAUUUGUAAAAAAACUUGUUUCGGAUUCCAAGAGUCCAGUUGUGUUUUGUCACAAUGACGCCCAAGAAGGCAACAUCUUGUACUGCGAAGGCAAAGACAGAUCUCAAUUUUCUCUUGUUUUGAUAGAUUAUGAAUAUGCUGGUUAUAGUUAUAGGGAAUAUGAUUUUGCCAAUCAUUUCGCCGAAUGGGCAAUCAAUAAUAAUACUGACCAGUAUCCGUACUACGCCAUUGAUAUGAGCAAGUACCCAACUGAGGAACAGCAGUUAGUAUUUUUCAGGUCUUACAUGGAAGCAGCUGGCAAACCUUGCAGUAAGGACGACGAGGAGUUAUUCCUUCGGGAAGUUUUCAGAUUUGCUGUUGUUACUAACUUCCGCUGGGCUAUGUGGUCAGUAGUUCAGGAGAAUUUAUCAACUACAGCUUUUGGUUUCUUAGAGUAUGCAGAGGAUCGCCUCAAAAUUUAUUCCGAGAUGAAGAAGGAAGUUCCGGCCAGGUUAAACUUCUUCAGCGAUUAAGUUUGAAAUCUGGGAAGGUCAAAUGUAGCACUGCAGUGGAAAGUAGUUCAGCAAAAUACUGUUACACUACUCCACCUUGUGUCCUUCUAUGCACAGUUUGAAUUAUGGAAGCUAUUUCGUUUAUAAAUGGGGUUGUGUUUAUAGUGCCUUAAAAUGUAAAUAGUGGUUGAAUUUCAUAAUUGUUUACAGUCUGUUUCAGCCAUGAGUUGCAAUGCAUUAUUGGUCUAAAUAUAGGUAGAGCCUCAUCAUCAUACACACUAUACUGGAGCUUUGAUUACGUAAAGAAGGUCACACCAUGUAUAUUGUUGUUAAGCACAUUGUACCCACAAUACACUGCCAUAAACAACAAUUUUAAUGUGCAAUGGGCAUGUUGAGGUGCUUAGAUCAAUUCUUUGGGUAUGUUUUUGUUAAUUUAAUCCCAUGGGUGUAGGCCUGGUAGAGGGGUUGCAGGGUAGUACGGGGGGCAGCAUAUGAGUUCCACUAUUUGUGGGUUAAAAUACCAAAAAUGACCAUUAAAUUGUAGAGAAUUCUGGGAUUUAGCUCCUCAAUGCCAUUUUUCACACCCUUCCACCCAGGCCGAUACCAGCCUACGCCCCUUGAUCUCCGCACACCUGCAUCUGUCGACCAUUAGCGACAAAUCCGUCCAUGCACUGUGUGAUAGAUAAAUUUCAUGAUUUCCAUAAGAGUUAACCCAUUUCAUAAUUUUACAUUCUCUACCCUCAUUUAAGGUAGAAAAAUUGGCACAUCUCAUCUUUCUGAUAUAACACAACAACUCAGAGAUAUUUUAAAAAUUAUUAAUUUUACAGUAGCCUUUGUGUAAAAUAAUUAUUCUCUUGUUUUUCAGGAUUAAGUAUCGGUCUCAGAUCUUAAAUUUUAUAAUUGUUAUUGCGGUGGUUACCAGAUUUCUCUUUUUGCAUUGUAUUAUUACUCUUCAUCCAGCUGGGAAUAAUUUAAAUUUGUGCAAUUGAUGCAAUAUCAAAAUAUGUCAUAAUAAUUGCCUGAGGUGCAAGUAUUUCUGAAUAGUAUUGGUUUCUUUUUACACAAUGAAAAAUAUGUACUACAUACAUACAGUAUUAUCAUUGGAAGCGGUUAGCACAGUGGUUGCUAUUCAUGUUCUUUACCUUGAGGUCGGGGUUCAAACCUUUGACUGUGCAUUUUGCUUGUGCAUGUCUUGGGGUGGCGGGGCCCAAGUAACUAUGACAAUUUAGGGGAUUCAAAGACUAUUUUAAACAAUUUAAGAUUCAACAGGUUUCCCGACCCACAACCCCACCCACUGGUACCACCUCUGGUGCAUGUCUGUUUAGUCAUUAAAAUAAGUGGGUAUGCUGAUUGAUUACAAUAUUAUGGACUUCCCUACAGUGAGCUAAGUAUGGUAUCAAUUCAGAAACUGGGGGGUAAUAGUGUAAAAGCCAAUAAAGGCCUGAUGUGCUACUGACAUCAUUAUUAUUCCUAUUAUUAUCAUUACCUUUGCCAAAGAAGGUUAUGUAUUAACCACUGUCUGUUAGCCUGUUAGCAAGGUUACGCAAAAACUAAUAAAAAAAUUUAGUGGAAUGGUAUGUAAUAUUCGAAGAAAGUGACAUUUCAAUUUUCGGAAUAAAAGAUAAAAAAAUCAAGGUCACAGAAAUUUGAUUUUUUACACUCGAACCUGAAAGAGAAUAGUGGAAUUGUCUCUCGUAUUCAGAUACAGGCGGAGGUAGGCUGUGGAAUUCCCCCGACCCCCUAGGGUAGUGUUGUCUCAUAGCCCUUCUAUUCAGACAUCUCUGGAUCUGUCCCUGAAUAAUGUGUUUGAAUGCGACAGACAAUUCCAUUGUAUUUUCUUGAAGGUAUGCUGCAGCACUCAAGAAAAUAAUAUGCCUGAAUACAGCGGGCAAUUCCAUUAUUUCCUUGAGGGUAUGCUGCUGUUUCGGCCACCAUACACAACCUGCGUAUUGGUUCGUAUACAGGCAGAGGAAUACACUUUAUCGAGUGACUACUUAUUACUGUAUUGUUAUUCUUUUGUUAUUUUGUAAUUGAUAACAUUGCACAGUUUCGUGAUGCAAUAAGUAUUUGAAAAUUGUGUCCGUUUGCAGCAAAACCUGUCUUAAUAUUGUUUGAACUGUAUAAAAUCUAAAAUAGAAAAUAUGCAUUUUGAACUUUCAAAUAUUGAGGUACAAGUCUUUAAUUUUAUUGUUUUGAAAAGUGGAGGGGCUUUGAUAGUACUUAAGGUACUUGUGUAAAAGACUAAAAUUUUUUUAUUUAUUCAGUUUUAUUUUAUUUAGUGGUGGCGCCAGAAAUAUUCCGGGAAGGGGUCUGACUUGUCCGAUCGAGGGGUCCGAGCCAAGGGGGUGGGGGGAACAAUGAAGCUUCGGUCGACGGCCCGGAAUGAAAACUUUGUUGUGGGAUUCACAGGGAGAGUUUUUAUUGCUUAGUAUGGUCCAAAAUGUGCUUUUAGUCCACAAAAUUAGGGAUUGGCAGUCAAAAUAACGUUAUUUAGAUAGGAAAAUUAUUAUUUUUGGUUUUUUUCGUUCCGACGACCUAGUUGUGCAUCAGACAAAAGGGAGUCCAUGGCCUGUGUCGGAUGGAGGGGAAAAUUCCCCCUCCCCACUGGUGCCACCACUGGUUAAACUAUGUUUAAAUGAAGUUCAGAUGUGUUUAAAAUGUUCCACUUCUGUGCUUGAAAAUUUAUUGUAAAUCGUGCACACUGCAACGCUUAAUGCUAAGGUAUGGUUUCAAUAGGGAAUGUUCACUGAAAUACAGAAUGUAUAUAUUCAUCAUGUACCGUACAUCGCUACAUAUUCGAAGAAUAUGUAGCUUGUAUAUAGAAUUUAGAGUAUUAAACAUUUUACUUUAAUUUCAUUAUAGACAUAUAUUAAAAUUAUCAUUUUCCUUUACUUAUACUAUUGUAGUACUGUAGUCAUAUUAUUGAUUCCAUAUCUUAUUACUACAAAUGCUAUGAAUGUGUUUCUAGGCCUAUUGUUAAUUUGUCUGUAUAAUUCUGUGGAUAUAAUUUCUAGCCCUAGACAGUGGUGUAACAAAGGUACCUGUGCCCACUGUGUAAUGCUUCUGUAGUUCGAACUACCAUGGGGGUUCGGUCCAGUUAGAGACCGUGAGGUGUACAGUGCGAACCUUCCCCUUCGGUGUUUUAGGAUAUAGGUUUUUGAUGGUUUUUCCUUAUUAAAAGGCCCUGUUCAGCUGAUUUGGGUCAAAAUGAAAAUUGCUGAUGAAUAUGCCAGAGCCCCUGGCUUUAACCAGUAAGAGGUCAUAGCUGUUGUGAUAAUGGUCCAGGACUAGCGAAUUAUAUUAUUGGGCUACAAAUUGCCUCGAAAACACUUGCCAAAUUGAUGGUAAAACUUCCAUCACCAAUCAGGCAAAUAACGAAAGCUGGUUACACAAUUUUGCAACCAGGGUGUUUUUAUUUACAACUUAAAGUACUAACGCAUCAACUUUUAGAUUUAUUUUAUUUUCUCAAGAAAUUCUAUUUUAGAUUUAAUUUACUAGAUUUAAGUGAAAAAGGAGAAACGAUUGGUAUUGGUGCACUGUUCUGCAAUUUAAUGAUGUUUUAAUUUGUUUUCCUGGUGUCAGUAUUAUCGAAUGUUAUUGUCAUGGUCGUUGUUAAACAACAAAAAAAAAACUUGCUAAAUAUUUGUGAUAUAAACCACUGAAUAUAAAUCACGUAUAAAAAUGUAUGCCAAAAUUAAUUUUGAUAUAUAUUAAAGAGUCAAAGGAAAUAAAUUUGAUAAUUGUU